AUGCCAACAGCAACAACAACAACAAUAAUAAUAAUGGCGAUAUGUAUAAACAAGCCAAUAAACCACUGGACCGGGGACCAUAUUUUGAUACCUCGGCGACAAAGAAUGUCACCUCGCUGGUGGGGCGUACGGCCCAUCUAAAUUGCCGCAUAAAAAAUCUGGGCAAUAAGACGGUCUCAUGGAUCAGACAUCGGGACCUGCAUUUACUGACGGUCGCUGAGACCACGUACACAUCGGACCAACGUUUUACAUCGAUUUUCAAUAAGGCCACCGACGAUUGGUCGCUGCAAAUCAAAUACCCUCAGCUAAAGGAUACGGGGACGUACGAGUGCCAAGUGUCAACGACGCCGCCAGUCGGUUAUACAAUGUUGUUUUCCGUGGUGGAGCCGAUCACGAGCAUACCCGGUGGACCCGAUAUGUACAUCGAUGUGGGAUCGACGGUGAAUUUGACCUGUGUUGUUAGACACCUGCCUGAUCCUCCGCAUUCGGUGCACUGGACGCACAAUAACGAAGAAAUAAACUACGACUCGGCCCGGGGCGGGGUGUCGGUGAUAACGGAGAAGGGUGAUAUCACCACCUCACACCUGCUAAUACAACGUGCCACCUCCGCUGACUCUGGAAUGUACACCUGCCUGCCGUCAAAUGCCAAUCCCAAAUCGGUGACCGUGCACAUACUGCAGGGUGAACAUCCCGCCGCCGUUCAAGGUACAAUGAAGAUAACCGCAUACGUUAUAAAUAUUCCCAUAAUCUUGGCGUUCAACUUGUAUCUGUUAUGACCAAUGAUAGUGUGGAUUUUA
Messenger RNA from Musca vetustissima, 797 nucleotides. RefSeq names its product protein CEPU-1 (gene dpr21). Gene Ontology annotation, biological process: synapse organization. Gene Ontology annotation, cellular component: neuron projection membrane. The transcript has a single exon. Lineage: Eukaryota; Metazoa; Arthropoda; Insecta; Diptera; Muscidae. The record is from RefSeq and is a predicted model, not a curated record. Bases 42 to 776 code for a protein of 244 amino acids.